AUGGCAGGCGACGUGGUCCUGGAUGUUAAAGACCUCCACACCUAUUUCUUCAACCGGCGAGGCGUCACAAAGGCCGUGGACGGCGUCAGCUUCACCCUCCGCGAGGGUGAGACCCUUGGCAUCGUGGGCGAGUCCGGGUGCGGAAAGACCAUGACGGCCCGCUCGCUGUUGCGCAUUAUUCCAAAGCCGGCCGCAAGGAUUGUAUCCGGUGAGGUCAUUCUCGACGGCGAAGACCUUGUGAGUUUGUCUGACGAGGAGAUGAGGCAGGUCCGGGGUAGCAAGAUAGCCAUGAUCUUCCAAGACCCCCAGACCUCGCUGAACCCGGUCUUCACCAUUGGCAACCAAGUGGUCGAGGCCCUGGGCACACACCAGAAGGGACGCAACAGGAAUCUCGCCGAGAGGGCCGUCGACGCCCUGAGGAGCGUGCGGGUAGCCGCACCGGAACGCCGGAUGUUCGACUAUCCUCACCAGAUGAGCGGAGGAAUGAAGCAGCGCGUGCUGGGCGCCAUAGCCAUUUCCAGCACACCCAAGGUAAUCAUCGCCGAUGAGCCGACCACCGCCUUGGACGCGACCAUUCAACUCCAGUACCUUCGAUUGCUGAAGGACAUCCAGGCUGAGACCGGAAUGGCGAUUAUCUUCAUCACCCACGACUUUGGCAUCGUGGCGAGGAUGUGCGAUUCGGUGGCGGUGAUGUACGCAGGACGAGUGGUGGAACGGGGGGACGUGCGGCAGCUGUUCAACAACCCCAGCCACCCGUACACUCAGGCCCUGAUGGCAUCAGUUCCACAGAUGGAACGCACAGACAGGCUCUUCGCCAUUGAUGGGCAGCCCCCGGCCCUCUACGCCCUGCCAGACGGUUGCCGAUUUGCCGACCGAUGCAGCCACGCCCGCGACAUUUGCAUCCGGGAAUAUCCGAGAGAGGGACGGGCCGGGGAGGCCCAUACUUCCUAUUGCUGGAUGCUGCAUCAAGAAUGGCAACAAGCAUCCCCCGUGGCAUCCCCGGUGGGCGUCGUGGCGGACUAG
Molecule: messenger RNA, 1023 nt
Organism: Geodia barretti
Lineage: Eukaryota; Metazoa; Porifera; Demospongiae; Tetractinellida; Geodiidae
Source: the annotation of a GenBank genome assembly